UAUACAUGGCUAAAUCAUUCUAAGCAGCUUAACACUUUACGAUACGAUAGAGCAUUAUCUGCGCUGUUCGCGAACUCGUUUGGUCCUGCGCGCUUGCCGUAGCCUCCUUUCCAAAACGCGUUUUCCUUAUUGUUCUAUCGCAUCGAGUCCAUAUCUGCAUAGAGGGCGGAGGACGCGAGCAGCGCAGAAAUCCGAUAUUAACCGGCGCCGCCUUGUCCACUUCAAGUUGACCACACUUACAAUAAGAACAAACAGAAACACUCGUAGGUGCUAAACGGUUGUCUCGUGACGGGUCGGGAGACGGACGCAGCCGAGCGCCGUGGCGCGUGAGCUCUCGCGGAAUCGCCGUGGAAGCGCAACCACCAACGACAUGGCAGAUUUGGGCAUCGACAAGAACAGCCUGCCGGGCGUGAAGGAAGUGUGUCGGGACUUUGCGGUGCUGGAGGACCACACACUGGCCUACAGUCUCCAGGAGCAGGAAAUUGAAAACCACUUGGCAUCCAACAUUCACAAGAGCCGCUUGGUCCAACAGGAUCUGCAGGUUGCCAAGAGGCUGCAGGAGGAGGAAGACCUCCGUGCCAAGGCCCACAUUCAGAGACAACACAAAGACAUAGAGCGCAGCGACAAUGAGAUCGCCCAAGAGAUUCAAGAGCAGCUGGUCAGGCAGGCUGAACAGCAGAGGCAGCAGGAGGAGAAAGACGAGGCUAUUGCUCGCAUGCUGCAGGAGAAGGAGAUGAAGGAAGAAAGGCGACGACAGAAGCAGCUGGAGGCCCACUAUGAGGAGGACUAUUAUGAGGAGAAAGGAGCCUCCCGACCUCGAGACCGCAACAAGGGCCGCUACCCUGAGUGCGAACCUGCAGAGUACGAUCAGAAUGAACGACCUUGCCACUCUCCCUCGGAGGGUAGCCGGGACAAACGCCACAAGUACGAUUUGCCUGAAGGCCAGCAGAGUGAAUGCUAUGAACAGAAAAAUUCAAAACACAAGAGGGACAAUUUCUCCGAAUGCUUCCCCAUAGACUCCAACCGGAGCACUUACCCCCCGCAUGAGCCUUCAUGCCAGAGGAGGGAUAAACUGCACCGCACUCAGGACUGGCCAGCAGAGGCUGCGGGGGCUCACUCGGACUUGUGCGCAGUAAGCGGGGACCUGGGGGGGACCCAGGGUUCCGGAGACGUGGAGAUGGUGGUGCGAAGGAAGGAAAGGCAAGUCAGCAGGGAGAGAGAAAAGGAGAGGAAGCGGGAGGCAAAUGGGGUUAGGUACCGGGAGAGAGAAGGUGGACGAGAUAGAGGUCAUAACUUGGACUGGGAAAGAGACUAUAACAUGAGGACAGAAUGGGAUAAGGACAGGGAGAGACAGAGAGAAAGAAAUUAUAAUAAGCAGAAUGGUGGAGAGAGACCCAAAGAAACAGACUGUAGCAUUGAGAGAACAAAAGACAGGGAAAGACGCAAAGAAAGGGACUAUAAUGUGGAGAUGGACAGAGAAAGGCACAAAAACAGGGUCCACAAUGUGGGGAUGGACAGGGAAAGAUAUAAAGAAAGAGACUGUAUUGUAGGAAGGGAGAAGAACAAGGAAAAACACACAGAAAGGGAUUAUAAUGUGGAAAGAAACAGAGAAAGAGACUACAAUGUGGAAAGGGAUAGGGAAAAAGACAGAGCAACGAACAAGAAAGACAGAGAGCGCGACUAUAGUUUAAAUACUGAGAGGGAAAAAGAUGGGGAGAGACAUGGAGAAACACACCACAGCAUUGAGAGGGAUGCUGCGAGAGACAGACACAGAAACCGAGGGAACAGUGGAGAAAGGCUUAAAGACCGGGAAAGACACAAGGAUGGACACAACAGAGGCACUGACAGGGCAGUGCCCAGCACGAGCCACGUCUCGCUGGCGGACAUGCCUACAGAUGAGGACCGCUGGACAGACAGACCAAGGAUACACUCGUGGGAUGAUGAGAUGUUGGAAGAGCUCAGCCCCAAAACUCAAAGGAGAAGGGAAAGAAGGGGGCACCGGGACCGUCAUGAGGAGUUUGCUAGAGCACGUUCACACACUCGUGAGGACUCUCCCCCACCCCACUCCCCCAGGGAGCCAGGCAGGAAGGUACGAGGUGAAUAUGGCAUGAGGGAAGCCACCCAAGGGGUCAGUCGAAUGGAUCUUCGAGAGCAAGAGCUGAAGGACCUAGAGGUGGCCAGGAAGCUCCAGGAAGAGGAGCUCAAGUCAAGUCAGGUGGAUAAGCGAGCUGCCCAGGUUGCCCAAGAUGAGGAAAUUGCCCGUUUGUUGAUGGAAGAAGAGAAGAGGGUUUACAAAAGGUCUAGAGAUCGAGAAAAGCCUUGCAUGGACAGAAGACCCGAGGGAGAUGGAAAGCCAGGGUAUGAAGAAGUCGUGAGGCCCAGGUCACGGGAUGAGUACUACCAGAAGCCCCGGAACCACAAGGCGGAGAGGCCACCCUCUCGCGGUCAUGACUACGAGAAUGUAGACUCUAGCUAUCUGUAUCCAGCUGCUCACCAUCCCAGUCGCGCUUCCCCUGGCCCAGAAACCACAUAUAAAGGUUCCUACAACAGGCAGUGAUCUUGGAUCCAUUGCUGCCAUUUAUCCAUCAUUUUACAUUAUUUCCAAUUUUAAAACCAUCUGUAGCUGUUGACAUUUUUGAGACCUGGAGUUUCCCCACAUGCUUUGUAACUCGCCUGUGCAGCAGAGUUCGUCUUCAUGGGGAUUACAGUAACCAUUGGAUAAAGGCUGUUUUUUUGGGGCUGGACACCAAAAAUGACAAAUGAAGGAGUCCUAAUAUGAACUCAUAAGUCAUAGAAAUAUGGGAACUGUAAUUUAAUUUUAUUUUCAGCUGUGCCCUUGAGCUGAAGAGAUGUUUACGCUGCCUGAAGAUGUCUCAUUUUGUCUCAGUGCUGUGUUUUGUUGGAUCACUGAAGGUGAAUGCUUGCUGUCGUCAUGCCAAGCGUUGCCCUUUCGCAUGUAUCCCGAUGUUGUCUUUGAGCCUGCCGCUGUGCAACGCACGUUUCGUGACUCGAGGGGGUCUGGCUUACUUGUGCUCUGUAUCGUGCACUCUGUUUCGAAUGACUGCUUUUUAUUCAUUGUGUGUCUGCAGAGGAUGUAGUUGCGUCUCAAAAUCUUGGUUUUUAACUCAAGAUGAUGUUAAUGAAGGAGUUGAGGAGACCCCAGUAGAUGGGCAUUAACCCAGAACCCUCGGUUUUUUUUUU
Messenger RNA from Scleropages formosus (Asian bonytongue), 3201 nucleotides. It is a transcript of the gene ccdc50a, whose product is annotated as coiled-coil domain containing 50a. Gene Ontology annotation, molecular function: ubiquitin protein ligase binding. Bases 371 to 2557 code for a protein of 728 amino acids. Lineage: Eukaryota; Metazoa; Chordata; Actinopteri; Osteoglossiformes; Osteoglossidae. The transcript is spliced from 12 exons. The record is from RefSeq and is a predicted model, not a curated record. Gene Ontology annotation, cellular component: cytoplasm.